Molecule: messenger RNA, 1419 nt
Organism: Cylicocyclus nassatus
Lineage: Eukaryota; Metazoa; Nematoda; Chromadorea; Rhabditida; Strongylidae
Source: the annotation of a GenBank genome assembly
AUGAUUACGACAACCGAAGCGACUAUACUGAAUGCAACUCUUGUCAUUGACGACCCGAUGGAGAAGCUGAAUUACCUAAAAGGAAUUUAUUCAUGGCUUAUUCCUAUCAUGAUAAUCAUACUGGCGCUGGCCAUCAUUGGCAACGGGCUCAUUGUGGUGUCAGCUCCAUUUUUGUCUUCGCCAGUCUCACCGUAUCUCAAAUUAUGCAUCAGUCUAGCCGCAGCCGACAUGUGGGCUGCAUCACUGCUCAUCACAGGGCUUGUGGUGAAUUCAUACCUUCCGGUUGUGAUAGGAGUGCGAAAGUCAUCGAAAUGUGUUGACGCUUGGUUGGAAAUAUUUCGGGUUUCCGGAAUGCUCACCUCGGAUAUGCACUUAUUCGCUUUGGCCAUCAAUCAGUUCUUUGGUACGAUGUGGCCACUGAAAUAUAAGGUGAUGGUAACCACGAGGAGGAUUCGUUGCAUAGUUUUGGGGCUCUGGAUGGUCCCACUCAUUUUUGUUUUUGGAUGGUUCAUUUCUCUGGAAAAUGAUGGAUUACGUCACGAGAAAUGUCAUUUAUCAUUCUACAACCGUUUUCCUUUCCGAAUUACUAUAUUCCUCAUCUUCAUAAUACCACUCGUCGCCACCCUAUUGAUUUAUUUUCUGAUACUGUCGAAGCUUUUGAAAGCGAAAGCAGAGUUCGAGAUGACAGUCACUGACAGGAGAACGACAACUACUACUCGACGUUCCAAUGUGCACUCAAAACUGAAGCUUGUCUGGACUACGCUAUUAAUUGUGUCGACAUUCUCGCUCAGCUGGGGUCUAUGCGUGCUCUAUUUCGUGCUUGUAUGCGUUGAAGGAUGCCCGUUUACGUACAAUGUAUCCCUAAACUUCUACCUCGGCUUGUUCCUGAAUUCAAGCGUCAAUUGUUUGGUGAUGCUGAAAUUGGCAUCAAACCCCUUCAUCUACACGCUGCGAAUCCGUGCGAUCAGAUCAAGUGUGGACACAUUCUUGGCUGCGCUGUGUCAUCGUAAAACAUACCCGACAAAGAACAAAGGGACCAGCGUCGCCCUGCUCAGUAACCAAGAAAGUUCGGCAGGACCUGCAUUGUAGCUCAAUGACAUCUACAAGGUUUUAUGUCCACCCGCUGCUGUACUUUGUUAUUUGUUACUGAAAAUUGACAUUUGAGUGGUCAUCGUAUUUGUCGUAACUGAGACAAACCAACGAUCAUCUGUGUGAUAUAGGCGCUGAAGCUGCUUGCUCUCAUCCUCUUACGUGUAUGUAUACAUCUCCCAGCCCCGCUACUUCUGAUCUCUGACACUAAUAAUCCCUUUGUAUCAUUGUGCGUGCCUAUCCCAGCACUAAAGCACUUUCGACGAAUAUUUAUUUUGACGAACAUGUAAUUUAAAAUAACGUUUUCUGUCAGUAAUAAAGGUCUGCCAU